This is a messenger RNA of Exserohilum turcica Et28A, 1109 nucleotides long. RefSeq lists its product as uncharacterized. Gene Ontology annotation, cellular component: endoplasmic reticulum membrane; COPII-coated ER to Golgi transport vesicle. Bases 382 to 798 code for a protein of 138 amino acids. The record is from RefSeq and is a predicted model, not a curated record. Gene Ontology annotation, biological process: endoplasmic reticulum to Golgi vesicle-mediated transport. NCBI's taxonomy places the organism in Eukaryota, Fungi, Ascomycota, Dothideomycetes, Pleosporales, Pleosporaceae. The transcript is spliced from 4 exons.
AGGUGUCCAGGGCAGCAUCUCGUGCUCGCAUGUCUCCGCCCCAACGUCAUCCAAGCAUCUUUUGCCUUAGUCGUACACUGCGAGUCUGAGCUAUCCGGUGCAUUCACGCCCUCCUGUCGUGCCCGCCAUUGCAUUGCCCGCUGCGUUCCGCGUUGCCUGUCCGACGUCAUCGCUACCCGCAUCCAGGCCCCGCACACAAGCUAAACUUCCCGCGUCUAGCCCGGCAGCAGCCUGCAAACACACGACGGCAUCCGAGCCUUGGGCAUCCCUCGCACACCUGUUCACUCGCGCCCAGAGCUCCCGACCAGCGACGCUCUCGUCCUAUUCGCAACCCCCCUCAUACACUGUAGCCGCGCGACGCAGCACACACCUACCGCGACAAUGACGGGCGAGGCAUGGCUGUACCUGUUGGCGGUGCUGAUAAACGCCGUCAACCUGUUCCUCCAGGUCUUCUUCACCAUCAUGUACAGUGAUCUGGAAUGCGACUACAUCAACCCCAUCGACCUAUGUAACCGUCUCAACACCUACAUCAUCCCAGAGGCCGCCGUCCACGCCUUCCUGACCGUGCUGUUCCUCGUCAAUGGAUACUGGGUGGCCUUGAUCCUGAACCUGCCUCUCUUGGCAUGGAACGCAAAGAAGAUCCUCGAGAACCAGCACCUUUUGGAUGCGACGGAAAUCUUUAGGAAGCUCAACGUUCACAAGAAGGAGUCAUUUAUCAAGCUGGGCUUCCAUCUGCUCAUGUUCUUCUUCUACCUCUACAGCAUGAUCGUCGCUCUCAUCCGCGACGAGGCUCAUUAAUCGGGGACUCUGCCCCAGUCCUCAUCGUGGUGGCAUUUGCAGCUACGCCAGUUGCAGCCAACUACGGCAAGUGAUAUAGGCACGCCAAGAAGAACAAAAGAGGAAGAUAUUGAUAUCCGGCUCGCAGUGGAGCCACGCAUACGCAUGUUGCUAUAGGGAUGGCACGGCCGGGUUGUUGGUCUAAGGCAAUGGGAUAUUUGGGGGUCAAACUCCAGGAAGGAGAUCAUACAGAACAAGGAUCUGGACGGUUAGAUAUCCUGAUGUCGGAAUGAUAGCGUUAUGUUAGCCUAUUGAAUCGAAUUGCAGUUUCA